AUGGAAUCGGCAGAGUACUAUUAUGGCGAUGAAGCUGAGGAUUCCAUGGAGGUCGUCGCAGCUGAAGAAGCAGACGACGAUGAUGUCAUGGCUGCUGUUGUCGUGGAGGAAGAAGAGGAGGAAGACGACGAGGAGGAAGAUGCCGACGAGGAAGACGCAUUGGAAGGCGAAGCCGAUGCCGUUGUCGUCCCCACGGUGGUAGAAGAAGAAUCAGUGCCGGUGGCUGCUGCAGCUGUGGCCACAGCAGUUCCAGCAGCGAAACCAGCUCCUGCCAAAAAGAAGGCACCGUCAAAAAAGAGUAAAGGUGGUGGUGGGAAAGGUGGGUCGGCUGGAGGCGGAGCAAACAACAAAAAGAAAUCUUCCAAAAAGAAAAAAACUGCUGGGAAUGGGGCCUCUGGUAGUGGCUCAGCUUCUGCAUCUGCCAAUUCAAACAAUCAAGUCUUCUCUAGAAUAUCCCAAGAGAGGCUCAAUGCUGCUGCAAAGGCGCGCAAUCAAUUGGUUGAGUCUGCCACCACUUUACCGUUCAAAGCGGACGAAAUCCAUGUCAGGUGCUUUGGACGUCUUACCAUUGAACCGGCAACUAGCAAAAGCCACUUCUCAAAGGCCAAUGCCUUGUAUCCUGUGGGAUACUCUUGUGAUCGCUACGAAUUCAGCCCAGUACAUGGAAGAGUCCUAAAGUUGCGCUGCUCCGUACUCGAUGGCAAGAAAAUCAAGGAGAAACAAGCCGCCAAGGGAGUUCCCGUUGCAGUAUACCUGCACGAUGGGCCCAUCUUUCGCAUCAUGUGGGGACAGGGGAUUGAUGAAGACAAGGACGAUGUUGUUUACCCCUAUGAUCCCUACUCCAUGUCGGCCCCACUCUCCACCAAUCAAGUCGAUGCUGUAGCCAUACCCACGACGGCUGAAGGAUCCGGGAAACCUGUCAUACCUGUUCCAGGAAUGAGAGUCAAAGUCACAUUCGACCGUGGACAGGGCUUUGAAGGAACAAUAUCCAAGGUUGGGACACCCGUUGAGGAAGGGGUCAAAUCAAAGAAACGAAUGCAUGUCGAAAUAGAGAUCCAGUAUGACGACGGUUCUUCGGAAGUGCUCAUGUUUCCAGAUCCCGAUGUUUCCUUGCUUUUGCCAGAGGCGGAACCAGAUGUUGACAGCCAAGGAAACCUUGAACACCGUGAGAUGAACGGCUUGCCUGUGCACACUGUGAUAGGAUUGUCUCCAAUUGAGGCAUGGGGGAAAGUACUCUCUAGGUUGGGCCUCACGGACGAAAUAAUAUCUGUAGCUGCCUUGGACUCUAUGCGGUGCUCCCGGAAUCUAGGUCUCAUGGAGGCCAAGGGUAAAAUUGAAUCAAAAAAGGCUCGUAAGAAAAGCGACGCCGACAACGGUGACGCUGGUGCUUCCGCAUCGGGAAGUCCUUCCGGGAAAGCGAUGGUUACCUUUCCCAGCUCCAUGGCGGAAGGAGAGAUUGCCUUGAAAGUAAGGGGUCUACGAAAGGAACUUGAUCAUGCAAAGAAUCAGGAUCGAGCGGCCGCUGUUGAUCUGGCAGACAAACGAAUAAGCGCCCUGGGUGCUUACCUCAGCAAUCCAUUUUCAGAUAAAGAUCCACAAUUGCCCCAUCAGUCGAAUUGGUUGGCACUUGCCGUGAGAAAGGAAAAGACCAAAAUGGGAAGUACUGGGAACAAGAAGAAAAUUGUCACAGCUACGGAUCUGUUGGAACGAAAUGAUACAUUCUACAACUCUGAAAUUGAGCAGCUUAUCGAGGGCCUUCCUGGCAGUGAGUACUGCACAUCAUACAUCUUCAAUUCAAUGCGAUCUGGCGGUUUUGCGGCAACCAACCGAGCAUGGGUACAUGAAGCGGAGGCUAGACGAGAAAAGGAACGCGAGAAGCGUGCAAAGGCAACCAAGGAGCAAAAAGCGAAGGACACGCAACAAAAGGAAAAGGAUAUGAAACGCAAACAAUUGAAUGACCGUCGAGAUGAGCAAAAACGGCGAAAGCUUGAGGAGGAGGACGAAAAGAAGAAGGCAAGAAUCAAUGAGCGUCUUGCCCGCCUGAACAUGCAGGUGGAAGAGCGACUCUUCAAAGAAGCCUGCUUUCAACGUGAAAAGGCAAUCGUGGCACUUGCAAAGACAUUCACCCGUGAGUUUGCCAGACGACGACGAGCAGCCGAGGUCGUUGCUGGACAGCAAAUUUUUGAAUCCAAGCGUCGCAGUGGAGUGACCGAAGCAACCUACUUACACCUCCCAAAGCUUUCAAAAGUCUAUGAUGAGGAUGUUUUGAGGGUCUGGGAUUUCAUUUCUGUCUUUGGCGAUUUCUUUUUGAAGAAGGGGUUCAUAAAGUCCGUGCCUUCAAUGGAUUCUCUACAAUUAGCAAUUGACUCUCUCCGCGGCACUGGUGGAGAGGCAAGUAUUUCGAAACAAGCCGCUACACUGUCAUUGACGAACAUUGCAGUUGCCCUCUGCCAACCAUUGGCAGCCAGUCAAACCAGGCUUCUUUUUGCCAGUCUUAUCGCUUUGUAUCCAGUGCUGCAGAAGGAAUUCGGUGCAGCGUUUUUCAACGAAAUCAAUGAUGUCAACGACAAACCAGCUGAUAAGAAAGAGGACAAGGAGGAAGGGCCUAAACCGGAUGUACUUUUGCCUGUCAACGCUCUGACUUGGCAAGAGAUUGCUCGUGUUUCGUUUCUGUCCGAUGCUUUGGGAGAGCUCGGUUAUUCACGGCAAGACAGUGCCCACCUUCUUCGAGGCUACCGCAGUGCGGGCCACCCUAACAGCAAGGAAUCCCGACGGCUUCGUCGCGUGGAAGACUUUGCGAUUGCUCUUCUACGCCAAGCUCUUUCGGAAUGCUCUGAGCAAAGCAUCGAAAGACGCCCAACAACCAUCCGCAUCGAAAUCCCGACAACGCCUUCCUGUCAACCUCUGGAUUGGAUGUUCUACUUGCACAAUGUGCGCUUUAUGAAGCCCGCUGAAUUAGUCUCGUUUACAAAGAAUAUUGAAAAGGCUCUCCAGCACGUUAAAGCAGCUCCCAACGUUACCUCUGCCUCCACCUCCGCGAGUGCCUUGUCACUGAUCACUGGAUGCCUGGAAACGCUCAGGAGCAUUGAAUCGCCACAAGCAAAGACUGCGGCUGAGGUGGCUGCUUUCAAGAAUGCGCAGCAGAGCAUUGUUUCUUUUCUGGACAGCCAACCUAGUCGCACUCAACAAAACGGCGUGCUGACUGCGAAUGGGACUGUUGCGGUGAAGUCUAUCAGUCAAGCCGCACCAAAACAGUUCUCAGUGACAUCGAGUCGUCAUCACAUGGGUCUUCUGAGAUCCCUUACGCUGGACAAGAUGGCGGCGGCUGUUGUAGCGGCGGAAGAUGAAAAGGAAGUGGAAGAAGAGGAAAAGAAGCUUCCAGCAGAGGACUCUACGAUGAAUGAUACAGAGAAGGAAGGAAACGUAGCCGUGAAAGCAGAGACGACCCAAGAACCUGAAACCCCCGAAGCAAAUGGGGAGACUGACCCAGGAGAAAAGGACGGCGAUGACAAGGACAGCCCGCAGAAAGACCAGACGAUGGCUGAUGCCACAACGUCAACAGAAGUUCCCGUGCCAAUGGAGGUGGACAGCGCCGAGAAAAGCACCAAAGAGGAUCUCGAUUCCGGUGAUGCUGCGACAGCCGAGCCAGAUGGAACUGAGACAGGGGUCAAACAAGAGGAUAAUGGAUUUUCGAAAGAGGUUUCAAAUGGCAAAAAGCAAAAGAAACCAAGGGACCCUAGAAUGAUAGGGAAAGGAACUCAAUAUGACGACUUUUGUGAGGACAUCCCGACGGCACCUGAAUACAUCCGACGCUGUCUUGCGGUACUGCGGGGUCUCGCGUUAGCCGGACCAUCGGAACCGUUCCUCUACCCUGUGGAUCCACAAAGUGCCCCCGGUUAUUACGAAACGUGUCUGAAACCAAUGUGUCUCUGGAAGGCCGGUAAGCUACUUCAGGCAGCAUCUAAACGAUUUUCACAACAAUAUGCCAAGAACGACCAAGAGACACCAGAUGUACCCGAAGAAGAGGUAGACAAGGUGGUUCUGGAGUUCGGGAGAAACGUUCGUCUGAUUGCCUACAACUGUCAAUCUUACGCCAAUGCCGGACCAAUGGUGGUCAGUGCUGGGGCCGAGCUGCUUCGGAUUUUUGAGAGGUUAUUGCUGGACUGGGUACUGGCUCCGUCGAAUUUGCUUGUCGAUCUAAACGAACUCGACGAUGAGAAGUGCGUGGAGCAUCACGCGAGCGACGAAGACUCCACCGUGCUUCUCUGCGAUGGAUGCGAAGGAAACUUCAAUAUCACUAGACUCGAUCCUCCAUUGAAAUCGGUUCCAAAGGGCGACUGGUAUUGCCCUCGAUGCGUUUCGGGAAGAUGGUGGGGCCACCUUGAUCCUCGAAUUGGCAUGACAGUCCACCGAAUUAGCACCAAUGGAACCACCGAUGACAACGCCACUAAAUCAGAAUCCUCGUCGACUCAAGGUGUUGUGCAAAAGUGUUUCUUUGAAUACCCGGAAGCAACCGACUCGUCGCCGCUGCUUUGCUACGAAGUCAAAAUGAGCGACGGAGUCAUGGAAUCCUGGACACUAGAGGAGGUGGAACGCUCGCUAUCGGCUGCCGGCAAGUCGUUGCCUCGUGUGCGAAAUAUUCCAGCACUUGCAGAGAGCCCGGGUUAUGGCGCAGUUUUACCAAAUAAGAGGGUGUCGCGCGAAUUGGUCCCCAUCCCACUGAAUCCAAACAUAUCGGACGCAGCAGCUCAGGCUGCACUAUCGAGUACUGUGUUCCGCGACACAAUCUCUGCGUCGGGUACGCUCCUGUUGAUCAAUCCAGAGCAAAUGAAUGCUGGGGAAUGGCUCCGAUUGCUUUUGCUCCUUGUAAUGAAAUGCUCUUCGAGUGACAUGAUGCAAAAUCUUGCGAGCAAAUUGGAAGGCGAGUCGGCAGAGGCAAUGUCCAAGCACAUUGAGUCGCUUGGCAAAGUAUCGGAUAUCGCCGACGUUCUCGAAGCAGUGGACGACGAGGACGGACAGGAGGAAAAACAGCAAGAAGGGGUCGCCGAGGCUGGCGAGAAGGAUGUAGCUCAGAAAAUGGAUAUUGAAAGGGUCGAUCAUCAACUUCAAGGGACUCCAGCAAGCAUGCCUGUGCCCGGAGAAAGAAGGGGUUCAACCGUGGAGGUUGUGCCCAGUGCAGUUGAAGUCGUCAGCAGUGUUCCGGGUGUCCCAGGCCAGGCGUCCGCGGACGUGACCCAAGAGUCCAAGGAAGUUGUACUUAUAGAUCCUGUCAAGGAAAAGCGCACUGCUGACUUGGUUGAGAAGACCAAAAGAGCUAGGACACGUGAAGAUGCCAUCUCUGCUUUCAUGAUGAAAGGUCAGCUGAAGCCAACUGUAGCAAGUUUCGAGGAAGAUGCUGUUUCCCAUGUGAUUGAUGCUGCAUUGGGUUCCAAGCUUCCCGGGCUCUCCUUCCCGGCUACUCGUUGCCGAAAUGCCACCUGCGACUUCUGUGGCCUUUCUGAUGUCGCUUUGGGGGCGCCUCUGAUGCGUGCACCGGACGAGAACGAAUGGGGUGAAUUCAUUCCUCACACUUCGCGAUCUCGUCGCGUAAACCUCGUGGCUAGUUUGCAGGGCAAAGGAAUAUCCGAUGGAGACGAUAUGGAAGAGGAAACAAACUCUAACGAGGCGCCUCAGAAAAAGCUCGUACUGGUGAAAGUUCGAGUUGAAGACGAAAUAGUUUCAGAACGUGAAGACGGUGCGGUCUUUGAUCGGAUACCCGACGGCGGCAUGCUUGAGUUUUGCCCAAGGAACCCCGAAGGGUUCCAAAGUGAACUAGAGUUCAGAAGUUUGGUCGGUCUGCCGUUCAUCACUGGUUCAUUGUCGGCACAUGAAUGUUGUGCGAUUGCUGCUCACAAAGCACGGAAAAUUGAUGUGGUGCAACGAUUCAAGACACGCCAAUUGGAUUUGGCUGAAGCAGCCGCAGGAAUGUCAUGCGGACGUACGCUUGCUUUGGGCAGCGAUAGAAUGGGCAGGCUCUACUGGAAGUUUCACAAGGACACCGAUGCUCUCCUUGUUUAUGAGCCAAAUGAUGACGAUGGGGAGAACAGUGGAAAAUGGCAUCGAUUUUCGGAGCCCGAAACCAUAGCCAGCGUUCUGGCUAGCCUUGGAAAAGAUCCCGUGGUGAAAGACUUGAAGCGAGCGUAUCCACGUGCUGCCGAAAUGUUCAAAGACGGCAGCUGGUCGGAUGCCAUUUGGAAACGGCACUUCCCGAACGCCUUGAAGGCACUGAAUGAAUCCGAUGAAUCUUCCUCGGGAAAAGGGGCUGGAGGGUCGAAUCAGGCACUGGAAGAAUUCGAGGAUGAAGAACCUUUUGAGACCAAUGAAAAAGUGUUGGUUGAGUCCAAGUCCGGAAAACUACUGUGGGAUGCCGUAGUGCUGGAAGUGUCUCGGUCAGAAGGAGAUAAGGUGACAGGGUACAGAGUUCGUUACAGUGGAUGGAGCAGUAGGUUUGACGAAUGGGUUGACCCGAGUCGAUUAGUCGAGCCCAGCGAAAACAACCGUCAAGUCCAGGAAGAAAUGCUGGAAGAAGCCGCCAUGAAGAAGGAAGGUUUGCCGGCGGCUCUAAACAAUAUGGAAGCUUUCGCUUUCAUUCGAGCGGGUACCCGAGCUAGGGGAGCAGUACCACUUCCUGACUUUGCUGGUAUCGCUCGCGUUGGCGUGGGGUCCGCCGAUGAGAAGACAUUCGCUGUCUUGAAGGCAGGCGUAUUGAUGAUAGAAUCGGCAUUGCCUAUAGGAUCCAUCGAUGUGACGAGCAAGGGGCCAUGGAAACCGUCUGUCGCUCAGCAGUGGCGGCUGCUGGUGGAGCGAGCAGAGAGCCCGUCAGAUCUAUUACGGCUUGUUAUAUUGCUUGAAGAUAACAUUACUGAGGAAUGGUUCAAAACCGACGUGGGCCACAUCAGGGCAUGCUUGCCCAACAGAUGGAAAGCUCUUUCUGAAGCUUCUGUGGCUUCACUUGCCGUCAGGAUUAUCCUGUUGGAUCGAGGUUUGGACUACGUCACAAUCGACAAGAAAAGGUACCAAGAGCCGAGAGCACGCAAGAGAUGA
Molecule: messenger RNA, 7083 nt
Organism: Seminavis robusta
Lineage: Eukaryota; Bacillariophyta; Bacillariophyceae; Naviculales; Naviculaceae
Source: the annotation of a GenBank genome assembly